Molecule: messenger RNA, 2364 nt
Organism: Puma concolor (puma)
Lineage: Eukaryota; Metazoa; Chordata; Mammalia; Carnivora; Felidae
Source: RefSeq, a predicted model, not a curated record
AUGGCCGCCAUCAAGGCGCUGCAGCAGUGGUGCCGGCAGCAGUGCGAGGGCUACCGCGACGUGAGCAUCACCAACAUGACCACGUCGUUCCGCGACGGCCUGGCCUUCUGCGCCAUCCUGCACCGCCACCGGCCCGACCUCCUAAACUUUGAUGCUCUCAGGAAGGAAAACAUUUAUGAGAACAACAAACUGGCCUUCUCUCUGUGGUCGAAGGAGCAGUUGGCAUCUCCAAAAUCUGUUGACGGAGGACAUGGUGGGGUUCUGAAGGGCCAGGCCUCGGCGGGCAGCUCCAUCAGCAGCACCUGUGGGGUCUGUGGCAAACACGUGCACCUCGUGCAACGACACCUGGCCGACGGGAGGCUCUACCACCGGAACUGCUUCAGGUGUAAGCAGUGCUCCAACACGCUGCACUCGGGGGCCUACAGGGCCACCGCCGAGCCCGGCGUCUUCGUGUGUUCCAGCCACCACCCCGAAGCCACCUCUGCAAGCCCCACGUUGCCACGCUUGGCCCCCCGACAGCCCAGGGCUGUCCCCUCGGACUCCAAGCCGCCCAGAGCCCCAUGGAAGGCCCAAGAAGCAAAUGGGCACAGAGACACGGGGACAAAGGCCAGGCCAGCGGCCUGGGAGCCUGUGGUGGGCAACUCAACUCCCAAAGGUGUCGCCCCCACUACGACUGAGCCUCGGGCCACCGCCUCCUCCCACGUCCACGCGGGGAGCCCAGCCGGGUCCUCGGUGGGCCCGCCGGGUGGCAAAGCCAACGUGCCCGUGGCCAACAGUUCCCCGAGAGGGUGGUCGUCGCUGGGACAGGACAGGGCAGCAGUCGGCCCCCACCCUGCCGCGACCCCAAGUGCCCCAGACUCUCGCCCAGCCACGCCGCAAGGCCGGGUGACCCCCCAAGGGGCAGCCCCCCGGACCAAGCUCAGGUUGGGCCCAGUGUCUCCGGUCCCGGCAGACACCCCAGACUGGACCCCAUCGGCCUCCAGGACACAGCAGGCCCGGGAGAGUUUCUUCCAGACGCCCGCAGCUGCCUCCAGCCCAGCUGGCAGGGCCCCAGCUCCCGCGGAUGUGCCUUCUGGGGACGGCGGCAGGGAACAGGCACUGAGCUUCCUGCAGAAGACCCUGCCGGGGCUCAGGGACACCGGCGCUCAGGAGCCUGGCAGGCCCUCCCCAGUCACCUCCCCUGCUCUGAAACCCUACACCAGAACGGAAGGGCCACGAGCAAGUCCAGCGGCCAAGCUGUCACCGCUGGCAUCUCCCCAAGCCCUUAAUCCCCCUGCGAGGACUGAGCCACCAGCCCCCCUAAGCAGAGGCACCACCUCGCAGGCUUCCCCGCCACCCCAGAGCUCGCCCGUAUCCUCGGGGGCUGGCAAGGCGGGUGCUGGCUCCAGGCUGAAGCCGGAGGUCCCACUGGCAAAGGGCCCCAGUGCCAGCCCCCAGGAAGGCCAGGAGGACGGGCCGGCAGGAUGGAGGGCCCGCCUGAAGCCUGUGGAGAAGAAAAACCCUGCUGAGAGGGGUCCGGAGUCGAAGGAGCCACGGAUCCUGGGAGAGCCUAGGGCGGGCGAGGCACCCGGGAAGGUCCCUGGGAGCUCCGCGGGGCACGUCCACACCCCCCCGGCCCCUCUUGGGCCUGAGAGGACACGGGGCGCAGCGAGCCCUGGGCCCGGCCUCUCAGCCGCAUCCCCCUCCCUGUCCCCGGCCCCGACCCCGACCCACCGCAGGAAGCUGGCUGUCCCUGCCAGUCUGGACGUUUCUGGAGACUGGCUUUGUCCCGAGCCCCGGGAGCAGGAAGCCGCAGCCGGGAGCUGGAAGAAGGAGAAAGAGAAGCCCCCUGCUCAGGACGCACCAGGUCAGCCCCGAGACACCGGCCCCCAUGCUGUCUGGCAUGCAGAGGAAGGGGCUCAUCUGAGGAGGGAGCGUCUGCUGGAGAAGCGUCUGCGCGCGGCCGAGGGGGAUGCCUCGGAGGACGCGCUCAUGGUCGACUGGUUCCAGCUCAUUCACGAGAAGCAGCUGCUGCUGAGGCAGGAGUCGGAGCUGAUGUACAAGGCCAAGGACCAGCGCCUGGCAGAGCAGCAGCUGGACCUGGAGGGGGAGCUCCGUCGGCUGAUGGCCAAGCCCGAGAGUCUGAAGUCAUCCCAGGACCGGCAGCGGGAGCAGGAUCUGCUAAACCAGUACGUGAAUACGGUGGAUGACCGCAGCAGCAUUGUGGACGUCCUGGAGGAGGACCGGCUCAGCCCUCGAGCCCCGUGUUCCCUGACCCUCGGGGGUCAGCGCCUGCUGACGGAGUUGCGCAAGGACGGAAACAUUCUAUACCGCGACUGGCUCACCGUGGCAGCCACAGGUGGCUACUGGGCACUUGCAGUGUGA